Messenger RNA from Periophthalmus magnuspinnatus, 3359 nucleotides. RefSeq names its product protein downstream neighbor of son homolog. Gene Ontology annotation, biological process: nuclear DNA replication. Gene Ontology annotation, cellular component: nucleus. The coding region runs from base 138 to 2006 and encodes 622 amino acids. Lineage: Eukaryota; Metazoa; Chordata; Actinopteri; Gobiiformes; Gobiidae. The transcript has 12 exons. The record is from RefSeq and is a predicted model, not a curated record.
GAGCGGCGUGCUAGACGUCAUCACGCAGCGCGGCAAAUUCGUCCGCUGCGGAAGUUCGUUGAACAAAACAACGGCGGGUUUUUAACGUUUAACUUAUUUUUAAUUUUUUAUUUUACCUCUUUUUUUACCUUUUAAACAUGUCCGAACAAGCUGGAUACUCGCCUAGCUUCAAACGUCCAGCGGAGAUAAUGCGAAUGCGAAGGAAAAGAGCCCGAAGCGAGGCUGGGUCUUUAAGCGGGAGUCCAGCCGCAGCGAGCACGGGCCAAGGCGCUUCUUCCCCGGCUUGGGUUCGACCCUUCUCCCCCGGACCGCUGUUCAACUCUCAGAACCGCUCAGGGGGUGGUGGCGGCGGGGUAAAACGCAGAAAUCCCUUCGCAAACAUUGAAAAUACAUACAGUCCAAGUAAAAAGUUGAUCAUUUAUAACGAGGAAGAGGAACGUGUCGAGGCGAAGGAGAAGAAAGAGACGGGACAGGUGUCAACAAAGAAGACUGAAGUUAUACCGUUUGCUGCGAGACUCGUAGAGGCGGAAAACAAGGAAAGACAACGGUUUAACAGCAAGAAAUCCCUUGACUAUUCUGAAGACGAUUCCCUGUUUGAAGAAGACGAUGAAGACCUUAAAAACCCGCUCCUAAAGAGCCCUCCUGCCAUCGCCCCUGCCUCCAUAGCACCCCCUGUGUGCACUGAGUACCCUGCGGACUGGAGCCUGAAGACGCGGGUCCUGUUCACGUCUCCUCUGUCUCUGAGCUGGGCUGAGAAACCCAAAGCUCAGGAGGAGGCUGUGGGACUGAGUCAGCACUGCAGAGCGCAGUACAUCUCUCCACCACACAGUAUACAGGACGCUAAGUCGUGCUCGGAGCUGCGCUGUUCGUUCCAGCAGAGCCUUGUUUACUGGCAGCACCCGUCUCUGCCCUGGCUCUCACUCUUUCCACGAAUCAACGCAGAGAGGAGCUUCACUGGCAAGAGCGCCCCCUGGUCCCAAGACGGCGCACUGCAGCAGAGCCUCAUGAGCGAAUGGUCUGUGAGCCUGUCGUCCCUGUACAGUUUACUCAAGGCCAAACUCUGUCCAUAUUUCUACCUCUGCUCCUAUCAGUUCACAGUGCUGUUUAAAGCAGCCGGCCUCAGUGGAUCCAACAGCAUCACGGCUCUGAUUUCUCCCACGACCAGAGGACUCCGAGAGGCCAUGAAGGCGGAGGGGAUAGAGUUCAGUCUCCCCCUGGUGGAGGAGCUGAGGAGGAGCAGAGACCUGGACAUUGACAAUGAACUGGACUGUGGCAAAGAGAAAGACGAUGACUGUUGUGGAGGUAAAGAGGAGGACUGUGGAGAAGAGAAGGAUCAGACGGAGACGAAGAGCGCUGAUGAAGAUGAUGAUGAUAAUGAUAAUGAUGAAGAUGAGGACAUGUCGUGGCUGAAGGAGAUGGGCGUCCAGGACAAGAUCAAGAAACCAGACUCUAUCUCUGUUCAACUGCGUAAAGAGGGACAGACGACAUCUCUGGAUCAUAAACCUGAGUCUGUGGUCCUGGUGGAGGGUCCCGAUACGUUCACGCUCAUAAACUUCCUCAUCAACUGUAAGAGUGUGGUGGCCUCUGCGGGGUCUCAGGCCGGACUGCCCCCGACUCUGCUCAGCCCUGUGGCCUUCAGAGGAGCCGCCAUGCACACACUCAAGGCAAGAAGCGUGAACGUGAAAAGCCAAGUUGGAAUGGGCUACCAGAACGUCAGCAGUUUGGAGGUCACAGGUCCAAUCCUGCCCUCUUCCCUUCACGCCAUCACGGCUCUGCUCCGUCCAGCUCAAAAAGGAAACUUCUCUGCGUCUCUGUACACACACGCCCCCACAGCAGUUAUGAACGUGCACAAGAGCAAGACACAGUCUUCCUCCUCUGCAGUGGACCUUUCCUCCUGCGGUCUCCUCUCUGCUUCGGUCCAACAGCUCCAAACUCCAUCGACUCUGGGCAAAACGGCCCUGAACCACCUCAACAUGAACAACUACAGCUACACAUGGAAAAACUAAUCACAAACAUCACAAAUCUACUCUCAUUUUAGCUUCAACUUUACAUUUGAUCACAUUCAAAAGCAGUUGCCCUUUUGAUUUUAUACUUGAAUAUUUUAAACCAGGGCCGCAAGAUAAAACACAAAAUGAAAUCAUAGUUUGAAAGGAUCGCAAAGGCAACUAUCAAACACAUUUCCUGUCUUUUUCUGCAUAAAACUGUUAACUCUGUAGUUCAGAUCUGUACAAACAUGUCCUGAAAUGUGAUUCUUGUGUUAGUUUGUCAGUUCAGAUUUCAGUCUUUUUGUCAAUUCUUCUGGACACAGUUAAAAUGUGAACUUUGAACAGAAUCCUAUUAUUAAAACAAAUCACAAAUCUAAUCGCAGUCACAAUGCUUCCCAAAUCCUGCAGCCCUAUUUUAAACAGAUUUUAUCUCAUUGCACUACGAUAUAUCUACCUGAAAAUGAAAAGGUAUGUCUAAAGGCCCACUAUGUAAUUUUUCCAGAGCGGUCCGCCACCUGCAUUGUCUGAAAAGUUCCGCAGUAUGGCAUUAAACUUAUCUGUCUUGCAUUUAAACCAUUACAUAUUUUGAAUUGCCUUAAAUGGCUAGAAAUACAUGCAUUUUUUACUGUGUGCUUGAUGAUGUGUAAGUUUAAUGUGAUAGUGUGGAACAAUCCAGGCACAGAAAUAACAUCUCCAUUGAAACAAACAGGGCAAAGAGAAAAGUUACAUAGUGCAUCUUUAAGUUUGUUUGAAUUGCUUUUUUUAAUGAAUUUUGUGUUGAUUUAAUUUCUCUCUCUUUUAUGUAAUCCUAAUCCUAACUUUGAUUUUAAAUAUGUUGUUACUUUCUUUUAUUUUGAUUUUAAAAAAUAACAUCUCAAAGCAAAAAAUCCACUUAUUUUUGUUAUUAAGUCUUUUUCAAAUUACUUGUCUAUUACAUUUUGUUGUACGUUUGAAGCUAUUUUCAUUGUGUCUUAACUAAAAAUUUGAAUAUUUUUUGCUUUUAAUCGUAUAUAUUUCUUACACUUAACGCUUUUUCCUUUAUGCUGUCGCGGUUUUGCUUUUAUUUCAAAUUAAAAUGUUAGGAUUUUGAUAUUUUUGGUGUAAAUUGUCAUCACUCUUUUAAACUGCAGCUUGUGUGAAUUCCCCAAAUGUCAAAAGUGACAUUUUGGACACGUGGCUGUCGAUCUCCUGUUACACUUCGACCCAAUAUUGACUGACACCAAAGUAUGCACAGGGUUUACUGUUCUCACUUAGUAAACGUACAUGUUUGGAAAGAAUGUCUGCUUCACACUGGCUGUUCUGCCUUUCAGACUUUUUCCAUUUAUAUACAGACUUUUAUUUUUGAAAAGUUUUUAUUUUGGUACUCCACACCAG